AUGCCGCCUCCGUGUCCGCCGGCGAGCGGGCGCGCCCAGGUGCGCUGAGCCGCGCCCGGGCGGCGGAGCCCGCGGAGCCUGGCAGCCGUGGGGCCCGGAGGGGCGCUGCCCGUCCGUCCGUCCUGCCGUGCUGGUGCUGUGCUCUCUUUUUCUCGCCCUGACUCCUGCCAGGCAUGGUGCCAGAUCACCAACGUAUCUGAAUCACACUCUCCUCUCCUCACCUCUAUGGAGGGGGCUGGCAAUGAAACAAACUGGAGCAAUUCCCUUCCUUCUGGAAGCAAAUACCACCUCUACAUUGGCUUGGCUUUGGCUAUAGGCUCCAGUAUCUUUAUUGGUUCUAGUUUCAUACUGAAGAAGAAAGGACUUUUGAAACUGGCAGAGAGAGGAGUCACCCGAGCUGGACAAGGUGGAUAUUCUUAUUUGAAGGAAUGGGUUUGGUGGGCUGGACUGCUAUCAAUGGGAUUAGGAGAAGCUGCAAACUUUGCUGCCUAUGCCUUUGCACCUGCAACCUUGGUUACCCCCUUGGGUGCCCUGAGUGUUCUCAUAAGUGCUAUAUUGUCAUCCUAUUUUUUAAAUGAGAAGCUGAAUAUUCAUGGAAAGCUGGGCUGUGUACUGAGCAUUUUGGGGUCAACAGUCAUGGUUAUUCAUGCCCCAGAGGAGGAGGAGGUCACCUCACUAGAUGAGAUGGAAAGAAAGCUGCAAGAUCCAGUGUUUGUUACAUUUGCUCUUCUGCUGACAGUCGUUGCCCUUGUCCUGAUCAUUGUUGUGGCUCCAAAGAGAGGUCAGACAAACAUACUGAUCUACAUUUUAAUUUGCUCUCUCAUUGGUGCCUUCUCCGUCUCGUCUGUGAAGGGCCUGGGCAUUGCCAUCAAGCAGAUGCUGCAGAGGAAGCCAGUCUAUCGCCAUCCCCUGGUUUACAUUCUGGUGGGCAGCCUGGUGCUCUCAGUCAGCACUCAGAUCAGCUACCUCAACAAAGCACUGGACGUGUUCAACACAUCCCUUGUGACGCCCAUUUACUACGUGUGCUUCACUACCACAGUGGUGACGUGCUCCAUCAUCUUGUUCAAGGAGUGGAGCAGUAUGGAACUGGGUGACAUCAUUGGAACCCUGAGUGGAUUCUGCAGCAUCAUCAUUGGCAUCUUCCUACUGCAUGCUUUCAAGAACACUAACAUCACCUGGAGUCAGCUGAUGUCCACUGUUGCCAAAGAAUCGUCACCGCCACACCGUGACUCUGAAACCAGUCACACUUUGCUGGAGAGCAUGGAAAACCCAGCUUUGGCAUAUGAGGAGGACAUUUUAUUCAGUCAGUGA
Molecule: messenger RNA, 1311 nt
Organism: Melospiza georgiana
Lineage: Eukaryota; Metazoa; Chordata; Aves; Passeriformes; Passerellidae
Gene: NIPAL1
Product: NIPA like domain containing 1
Biological process (GO): magnesium ion transport
Cellular component (GO): membrane
Molecular function (GO): magnesium ion transmembrane transporter activity
Source: RefSeq, a predicted model, not a curated record